AUGAAUCACUAUAACGAGACUAAAAUCAUCAUUCAAGUGUUAGGGGCAGGUCAAACGGUUGGAAGAUCUUGCGUAAUUGUGGAACUGGAAAAUCGACGAGUGAUGUUUGAUUGUGGUUCGCACUUAGGGUAUAAAGAUGAAAGAAAAUAUCCUAAUUUCAACAUCCUUGUUGGUGAGAAUGAUUAUAACCCAUUGGUAGAGGAAGAAAAAAAAGGAAUGGAAGAAGGAAAUGUGUAUGAACACCAUUUGAACACAGAGGUGAAUAUAAGCAUAGUGAAUAGCAGCAUUUCUAAUAAAGAAAAAUUAAUAAAUAAUUUGAAGAGGAUAAAUGAAAUAAUAGAUUGUGUAAUAAUUAGUCAUUUUCACAUGGAUCAUAUAGGUGCAUUACCUUUUUUUACAGAAAUUUUAAAAUAUAAAGGGACUAUAAUUAUGAGUUAUCCUACCAAGGCAUUAAGUCCAAUUUUAUUAUUAGAUGGAUGUAGGGUUGCAGAUAUAAAAUGGGAGAAAAAAAACUUAGAAAGGCAAAUAAAAAUGCUUAAUGAAAAAUCAGAUGAAUUGUUAAAUUAUAAUAUAAGUAGUUUAAAAAAGGAUCCAUGGAACAUCAAUGAAGAAAAUAUACAUUCCUGUAUUUCCAAAGUUAUUGGAUUACAAAUUAAUGAAACAUAUGAAAUGGGGGAUAUGUCCAUUACACCUUAUUAUGCAGGGCAUGUAUUAGGUGCAUGUAUAUUCAAAAUAGAAGUAAACAAUUUUAGUGUAAUUUACACUGGUGAUUAUAACACAGUCCCAGAUAAACAUUUAGGGAGUACUAAAAUACCAUCACUAAAUCCUGAGAUAUUUAUUUCUGAAUCAACGUAUGCCACAUAUGUGAGACCGACUAGAAAAGCAUCCGAAUUGGAUUUGUGCAACAUGGUACAUGAAUGUGUGCACAAAGGAGGAAAGGUUUUAAUUCCAGUUUUUGCUAUUGGAAGAGCACAAGAAUUAUCUAUAUUGUUAGACACAUAUUGGAAAAAAAUGAAAAUUAAUUAUCCCAUAUAUUUUGGAUGUGGAUUAACAGAAAAUGCAAAUAAAUAUUAUAAAAUAUAUUCCUCAUGGGUUAGUAGUACAUGUAUUUCAACAGAUAAAAAAAAUUUGUUUGAUUUUACGAACAUUUCUCCGUUUGUGAACACUUACUUAAGUCAAAAUAGACCUAUGGUUUUAUUUGCCACACCUGGAAUGUUACACACAGGAUUAUCAUUGAAAGCUUUUAAAGCAUGGGCUGGUUCAUCUCAGAAUUUAAUUGUCUUACCAGGGUAUUGUGUUCAAGGUACUGUAGGUCACAAAUUAAUUAUGGGAGAAAGAAAAAUAUCUUUUGAUGGAAACACAUAUAUAAAUGUUGCAUGCAGAAUUAUUUACUUAUCUUUUUCAGCUCAUGCAGAUUCGAAUGGUAUACAACAACUUAUAAGACAUGUAGUUCCAAAGAAUGUUAUUUUUGUACACGGAGAAAAAAAUUCAAUGGAAAAAUUAUCGAAACAUAUAUCUACACAAUAUUUAAUUAAUUCUUUUUGUCCCUCAUUGGGUCAAUAUUGUGAGUUCAACUUUUCAAAAGGAGCUAUGGAUCAUGUGUAUAUUCAUCACGCACUUUAUGAACAUAUAAUUCGAAAAUUAAAAGACAAAAAGGAGGGAAAUACCCUUCUGUCUAAUACAAAAACCAAUUAUACAUAUAAAGGAGACGAUUUCCAAUCCUCAUUCUAUGAUUCUACUUUUUCUGUUUCUUUCUAUUCAUAUAUUAUCUACUUCAGUAUUAGAGAAAAGCCUUUCCUUUUCUUUUUCCCAAAACGAGAACUCCUGAAGGAGUUGAAAGAAAGGAAUUUUUCCUAUAAAAUUUGUCGAAAUAAUCAAUCGUUCAGCAUAUCUAACCUCUUCUCUUUUAAAAGUUCAUAUUCGUGUAGCGAUUCUGAAGAAAAUUCCAAAUUUUUCUUAAAAAAAUGUAGUGUUAAAAAGCAAGACAUACAGAAUUGUAGUACUUCUCAAGCGACUUGUAAUGUGAACAUUGAAACGGUUAAGAAAAAUGGAGAAGAUCAAAGAAUGGAAGAAAACAUGAGUUAUUCCGCUGAAUUAUGUACAAGUAGUAACGUGGGUGGUGCAUAUGAUACCCAGGGUGGUGAAACGCAGGAGUUAUCUCUUUUUGAUCAGUUUGUGCAAAGAGGAAAAAGGAAAUUCGAAGAUAUGUCCAGAAUGGAAGGUACAUUAGAAGAAGGAGAAAAAGACCCUAAGGGAUGUACAACCGACUGUAUAAGUAAAAAAUACUCCCAUGCAUCUAUGAAUUGUCUGUAUUUUCCUGUUAGCGAAAAAAACAUGUUCACCCAAGAGGGUUCAUGUAAAGUUGAGAAAAGUACUACAGGCUUAAAACCAGGCGAUGAUUCAAUCUUGUUCUUGUCGGAAGAGGAGGAGAAUGAAAGCUAUAUAGAAAAUUCAAACCGCUUACAAAAUCAAUCAAGAACCGAGUAUCAUAAAGAUGACAGUGCAUUAGGUAGGAGGAACAAUUUGAGUAACUUCAUGAGUAAGAGGAAUAACUAUGUGAUGGAAGAAGAAAUAAUAACCUUACCAUUGAUUAACUUGCGGUUCAAGGAAAAUAUCACUAUAAGUUAUCAAAAUUUUUACAAUUUCGUUAUUACCUUUUUUCAAGAAAUUUUGAAUAUGAAAAAUAAAAAUAAUAUUCGUUUUCUGGGUGAAAAGGUGAUUAUAAAAAAUGUAAAACAUCAUGUUGGUUAUUUUUUUCUCUUAUCCUUUAUGUCACUAAGAGCUAUUCACGAUGGUGAAAAUUCUCUGUUUAUUCAAUGGUCAUAUGUGGAUGAUGCUCCUGGAUCAGUAAUACAAAAAUUUAUAGAAUCCAUUCGUAAAUAUGCUGAAUGA
Molecule: messenger RNA, 2892 nt
Organism: Plasmodium gonderi
Lineage: Eukaryota; Apicomplexa; Aconoidasida; Haemosporida; Plasmodiidae
Product: RNA-metabolising metallo-beta-lactamase domain containing protein
Exons: 1
Coding region: 1-2892 (963 amino acids)
Biological process (GO): snRNA processing
Cellular component (GO): nucleus
Source: RefSeq, a predicted model, not a curated record